This is a messenger RNA of Staurois parvus, 309 nucleotides long. The record is from the annotation of a GenBank genome assembly. NCBI's taxonomy places the organism in Eukaryota, Metazoa, Chordata, Amphibia, Anura, Ranidae.
UCACCGGGUCCCACCCAGAGAUUCCCCAUCGGCACCCAGCUAUCGCCGAGCAUCACUGACAGGGUAGAGACCUUAACAUGCUGCUGUGUAUUUCUCUGCACAGCAGAGAAAUACACAGCAGCAUAUUUCCCUAGUAAAGCACACACAGCACACACAGUAAAACAGCACACAGUUAACCCUUUGAUCACCCCAGAUGUUAACCCCAUCCUGCCCAGUGUCAUUAGUACAGUGUCAGUGCUUUUUAUUAGUGUCAUUGGGAUGUUAGUGGAAGUUAGUCAGUUCCCCACUAAUGUCAGAAUGCCCACAGUC